Messenger RNA from Mollisia scopiformis, 720 nucleotides. RefSeq lists its product as uncharacterized. NCBI's taxonomy places the organism in Eukaryota, Fungi, Ascomycota, Leotiomycetes, Helotiales, Mollisiaceae. The coding region runs from base 1 to 720 and encodes 239 amino acids. The transcript has 2 exons. Gene Ontology annotation, molecular function: protein binding. The record is from RefSeq and is a predicted model, not a curated record.
AUGGCGCCACCACCAGCCAAGAAGCAAAAGACCGACGACAUCAAGUCCCCAAUCGUGUUUCCUUGCCCCGGUCAAAAGCCCGAUGUCCGCCUCAUUGUCUUCGACCAAGAGUUCCACAUCAAUUCCACCCUGCUCAAGCUGAACUCUGCCUUCUUCCGCAAGUUUCUCGAUUCCACUAAUAAGACUGUUGUCGCCAUCGAUCCUACCUCUAGCAGUUCGACUUUGACUCGGCCGGAGACAUCUCAGAUCGGGUUUGGCUCGGUUUCGACUUUCGAGUACGAGUGGGUUACGAAGAUUGAUGAGGGAGGGGAGAAGUGGUUUCUAACUAUCGCAUUCGAAAAGCUGAUGUGCGCAAUCUAUACUCGACCAUAUCAACUUAUCAAUACUAAAGAAUUGUUGCUCAUGACCGCUCUAGCCGAUUACUAUUGCGCACUUCCGAUUCUCACCCGAAUUCUCGAUGGCGCCUUCAUCAAUAGUCCACAAUUUUGUAAGGGCAUCGGCUCCCACGCCAGUGAGCUCUUCGUUGCGGCUGCCAAAAUCAGAAACGCCCUUUUGUUCCGCGAAUGUCUCAUUUGGGUUGUAAUUUCUUACAGAGAUCGAGAAUUUGAAAGUCUUGAAGAUAAGAGGCUUCGAAUGAUAGUAAGGUGCGCUCACGGCGAGGUUUCUACUCGAUUAACGGGUGCUACAGCAGUGGUACUCACCAAGACUGCUGAUACUUAG